CCACAUCAGCCCUCCGUACCUUUCAUGGAAGGAUGUAAAUGGCAUCCAACUUCAUUAACAGACAUUAAAAGAUUGUGCUAUAGAAUUGUCUCGACAUGAGGAUGAUUUUCAAGGUGUAGGGCGAGAUGAGAUAUACAAGAUCUUUUCAUCUGCUCAUCAUAUGGGUCCUUUGGGCCUUGGGAUCAACUUUGGCGAAUUUCGACUUCGUUCCAUAUGAAUUUCAGUUCACGGUGGUGAAAUCCCUGGAUGUCAGAAGACUUGGAACAACAAUUCCGUGCCCUAACAUCACUCGGCAGAUUUCGUUCACUGAAUAUUUACGGAACAAGGUGGAGGGGCUGCAUUUGGAUGUCGAUUACUACGUUAUACAGUACACCAACACAUCAUCAGGUGUAUUAGUGAAUCCCAGUGGACAAUCCUGCUACCAGGACUUAGGUGAUCCCGAUGAUAUCAUUCCCUCCAAGGAGAUCCACGGAUCGUGUAGAGGAGUGAAGUACUCUGACCGUGUACGAACGAAAUUUCUCUUGGAUAGGAAGUCCUUUACAGAGUUCUGCCGUAUACAAGUUUACCGAGAGUGUAACCAGACCCAGUACGAUUCUCACUGUGUUCCCUGUGGAAGUGGUUGUUCUCAGCCUAACAAUUGUUACAUAGUAGGAGGGAGGUGCUAUGGAAAGUUUCUAUGUGACGACCCAUUCACGGAUCCAUUCUGCAACACCACUUGUGAGGAAGACAGAUAUGGCCCUACCUGCAGUGAGACCUGUAGUGAAAAUUGCCGGCCACAGACCCUCCCCGGGGCUCGGAACUGUUCAGAAUUAGAUGGAAGCUGUUUGUUGGGUUGUAUAGCAGGCUGGCGAGGAAACAGAUGUGAUGAAAUAUGUUUACCUGGUACUUACGGACUGGAUUGCCAGAGUAAGUGUGUUGGAAAUUGCCUGAAUGGGGACGUUUGUUUACACACCGAUGGCACCUGUCCAAAGGGAUGUGCUGAGGGUUGGAAGAACACCCAUCCCUGUGAUCAGCCUUGUGAAGAUAACACAUUUGGUGUGGACUGCUCCAAGACUUGUAGUCAGGGAUGUGUUAAUGGUACCUGCGAUAUCAGGGACGGCACAUGUUUAAAGGGAUGUUUGGACGGCUUCACGGGGCCCGCAUGUUCAGAAUGUCCAAAAGGAAGCUAUGGCAAGAAUUGUGCUUUCAACUGUGAAUUUUUUUGUGUGAAUGGAACUUGUGACCACAAGAUUGGGAUAUGCCCCCAAGGUCAAUGUGCAAGGGGCUGGAGUGGCCCCAAGUGUGAUGUAGACACCUGUCUGUUUGAGUAUGAUUAUGGUUGGUGGGAUUUUUAUACAUUCCUAGUGGGUUGUGGGAUUGGAGUUGCCAUCGCUUUGAUCCUGAUGAUCACCGUGUAUUUGCUCUACAGAUUCCGGUGUAGCACAGAGUCUAGAUCCAUGAAUCGCAGCGAUCCUACAGGCGCCAGACCCGAGGAGCGUCUAGAGCUCUCCCACGGUUAUAAACUCUAACCUGCCUCAUUGCAUUGCAGGGUGCAGCGUCGUAGCAAAGCCAGAUUCAUGGACAGUCCCGGGCAGCCAACAAGAAUUAAUGCUAUGCAGAUGAACGCCUUCUCGCAGUAACUAUGGUUCAUGUUCACUGUGUUGUGCAGUUUGUUUAAUUGUGUUCACUUUUUUUUCUACUGAACACGUAUAAAGUUUGAAAAUCACGCGUAGAAUUCUUUUAAUGUAUAGGUGUUGGCGAGACUAAGUAAUAAGAACAUGUCAGUGGGAUGAAUUGUGAAACAUAAUUUUUCAUUUCUUUUCUCCACAAUUGUUAAUGCUCCAGAUACGUUUUAUUGAAAUGGCGAGUCAGUGAUUAGAUUUAUUAUUUGUGACUUUCAGCUUCUACAUCAGGCUGAAACUGUACAUGUUGUAUAUCAAGUAACAACUAUUAUUCUGCAGGUGACAUGUAUUUAAGUGACCUUUAUGAUAGCUACUACGUCACGUUCAUGAUAAUGAUUAUAACGAUAAUAAUUAUGAAUAAUAAUUAUGCUUUAUUUAAAAUGUAAAACGAUUAGUGCACAGGAAUAUUCUUCCUCAAGGACAUGUACAAAUAAAUGAACUCACUACAGAGCAGAUGAUGAACAUGAUGAUAUAAUGAAUUAUAUUUAUUAACAUUUACAUGUAUAAUGUUUUAAUGAUUAGAAGAUAUGUCUAUAAAAUGGUAUUCUGGUGCUAUGUGUUACGGUGAUUUAGGUACUUGUUGUGUACUUGUUUUAGUAUAAUGGUGACCAGGAAUGGGCAAGGUUGUGUUUUGAAAUACUACAAUAUAUGGGCCUAUAAAGCGCGAUGAUUAUUUUAUUGUGUAUUGUUACUGGAUAAUGGGGAUGUUACAUAUAAUAUUGCACGGACUAUGUUUAGGGUUAAUUUUCCUCCUGAAAUGAAGAAUUCAUUCACACCAUUUAUUUGGAAAUUGUAGAGUGAAAUACAUACUGCAAUACUAUUGAUGAUGACAUCAUCUUUUAAGCCUGCUAUAUGUAUCUCAAAACUGAAAUGAUAUUUUCCUUUAAAAUACUAAUCGUUCACACUCGUUUUUAUUCGUACGCGAGUAAGAUUUCCUUCACUCACAAUGUUCUUUUCGUUCUACCAUUUCAAAUUAUGAGAGGCAUGACUUUUGUAACAUACUAAAUACUUAAAGAAAUUGCCCCUCUUAUAGAAGGGAUAUACAUGUACAUAUAUAAGGUAGACCGUAUUUUAAAUAUCCAAAGAAAUCACUCCGCUUAUACAAAAAAUAUGUAGGAUAAACCGUAUUUCUAUACUUUCCAAUUCAAACUCUUAGUAAUUGCCCAUAGCUAGUCCUUCACGUUAGAUGCAGUUAUUUUUUAAAUGUAAAACUGUUACAUUCGUUUUCACUGAAUGUUUUUUUUCUUUCUGUGACACGUUUUAUUUCAGUGUGGUAGAUGGGCUUUAUUUCAUUUCCGGCCGGAAUGUUACAUGUUUAUUAUUCAGAUUAAUGAAAUAAACUUUACAAAGUGUUUUGUAAA
Ostrea edulis (European flat oyster) is the source of this 3022-nucleotide messenger RNA. RefSeq names its product multiple epidermal growth factor-like domains protein 11. The record is from RefSeq and is a predicted model, not a curated record. Lineage: Eukaryota; Metazoa; Mollusca; Bivalvia; Ostreida; Ostreidae. Gene Ontology annotation, molecular function: scavenger receptor activity. The transcript has 11 exons. Bases 126 to 1508 code for a protein of 460 amino acids.